This is a messenger RNA of Tilletiaria anomala UBC 951, 1240 nucleotides long. Its product is annotated as putative 25 kd subunit of DNA-directed RNA polymerases I, II and III. Gene Ontology annotation, biological process: DNA-templated transcription. NCBI's taxonomy places the organism in Eukaryota, Fungi, Basidiomycota, Exobasidiomycetes, Georgefischeriales, Tilletiariaceae. Bases 172 to 807 code for a protein of 211 amino acids. The record is from RefSeq and is a predicted model, not a curated record. Gene Ontology annotation, cellular component: RNA polymerase III complex; RNA polymerase I complex; RNA polymerase II, core complex. Gene Ontology annotation, molecular function: DNA-directed RNA polymerase activity; DNA binding. The transcript is spliced from 4 exons.
GCGCAAGCCGAUAUCCGCCUGGUCUUUGGCAGACAAGUUGCACUGCCUGACGAGCGCGUGAGACCAAGCAGUUUAACGAACGACGAAGCUGAGAAAAGCUUGUCGUGUCAGGCAUUCAACCAGCUGUAGGAGGGGUAUCAGGGAGGAGCUACAGGUGAAGAAUAGAUCGCGAUGGAGGAGGAACGACAGGUUGCAAGGCUUUGGAGGGUGAACAAAACGAUCCACGAGCUGGUGCAAGAUAGGGGAUAUCAAGUAGCAGAAAGCGAAAUCAACAUCUCUUUAGACGACUUCAAGGCACAGUAUGCCCCCAACGGCCAUGUGGACCGCAAAGCUCUGAACUUCUUCGUCGAGACGGAGGAGCCAGAGGAUGGCGGGGAGACGGACAAGUUGUAUGUCUUUUACUCAGAAGACGCCAAUGUGGGUGUCAAGACGAUGCGGCAGUUCAUCGGCGCUCUGGAUCAGCAAAACAUUACCAGAGGCAUCAUCAUCUGGAGCGAGAAAAUGACUCCGGCUGCCAAGAAGGUCAUCGAGGCCAUGCGUAACCAAUUUGUGCUCGAAGACUUUGAUGAGGCUAGCUUGCUUGUCAACAUCACACAUCACAUGCUCGUGCCACGGCACGAGAUCAUGAGCUUUCAGGAGAAGCGAGAGCUUCUACAAAGAUAUCGGCUGAAAGACAACCAGUUACCACGCAUCCAGCCCACAGACCCCGUCGCACGCUACUUUGGCCUCACACGAGGGCAGGUUGUGCGCAUUACCCGACCUUCCGAAACUGCCGGUCGAUACUGCAGCUACCGGAUCUGCUUUUAGGCGCGGUCCCCCCUGCUGGGCAGCAGCAGUAUUGUAUUUGUAUGGCACAUGUUCUCUAAUCUCCGUCGCAUAUGAAAGGGGCAAUGCAUGAGGUGCGCCCCGAAACACGUUUAGUGCCAUCAACUAGGCUACACUCCUCUCGCGGCUCUAUCAGAACGACCUGCGAAUCCGCUCCUGACACUCUUUUAGCUUGCUUUCCGAAAGCGAGAAUUGACGACCAGGCAAGAUAUCCCCACUGUCCUUGGCAUUUGCACAGGCCAGCGAGUGAAUGGAGACAAUGUACGCAUUGAUCGCGUCAUCGAUCCUUUUAGCAGGAAAGGAUGUCAUCCCAGCUGCGCUGGGCAUGUCGAGCGUCUGCUCGAGCCACAGCUCGAUCAAGGCAGCAGUAUCUGCAAGCAAGAAGGAAAGGCCGGCACGGCUAGUCCAAGGGUCU